Centropristis striata (black sea bass) is the source of this 3777-nucleotide messenger RNA. RefSeq names its product FAST kinase domain-containing protein 5, mitochondrial (gene fastkd5). The record is from RefSeq and is a predicted model, not a curated record. Bases 67 to 2559 code for a protein of 830 amino acids. Gene Ontology annotation, cellular component: mitochondrial matrix; ribonucleoprotein granule. NCBI's taxonomy places the organism in Eukaryota, Metazoa, Chordata, Actinopteri, Perciformes, Serranidae. Gene Ontology annotation, biological process: regulation of mitochondrial mRNA stability; mitochondrial RNA processing. Gene Ontology annotation, molecular function: RNA binding. The transcript is spliced from 2 exons.
GGUUUAAUUACAGCAUCCGUAUUGCAGACAUUACGUUUCCUCUUCUCUGAAGUUCAUGAGGAUUUUAUGUACGGGCUGUUUAUAAAACCCCGUCUUGAUGCUGGUGGGUUAAAGGCUGUCAGAUUGAUGGCUGCCUCUGUGAUGUCUCGACGGGGGCCCAGGCUUCGCUACCUCCCAGGCUUGAGGAGGGACUUUACCAAGGCUCAGCGUGUGCCUGUCCAACAAAAGAAUGAGACUGAUGAUCAAGAGAGGAACAAAGGAGUUUUGCAACACCAGGAAUCCUCUCCCCAAGGAGAGUACAGGCUGUAUUACAACCGUUCCUCGUAUCAUCGCUCUGUGUCGCACUCUGCAACCUCCCGGAGACAAACAGCUAAUGAUGAGAAAGAAAAGGACCUCUCCACUCUCGCACCUUCCUUCGGGCAACAGAGCAAUCACUCCAAUGUAAGUUCCUCCCAGCCCCUCUCCAGCUCCAAAAACACAUUUCUUGACUUGGCUUUCAAUGAAUGCCCUGAACCUGAGAUGCCAUCAGCUUCACAGCGCCACAGUGAACCCACACAGCCAGAUGUUGGAAAAGUCCGACCUAGCUUCCGCAGAUACCGGCCAGAGUACGACUCCAUGACCCGUAACCGUAGGCAGCGGCACACCAUCAAAUGGGAAGAGGCCUUGGGGCUGCUCCAAGAUGUUGCACUUUUAGGAGAGAGGAUGAAACCAUCUGAUGUGUCUCAGUUUCUUGUGGAGCUUAGCAGCUUACAAAAGGACUACUUAUCAUUACUUCAGAGUGAACAAGGCUUCACCAUGCUCCUCGAAUAUUCUGUGAAAACCCUACGCCUCUUUGAUGAAACCCAGCUGCUGCAGUCGCUGCAGUCCUUUGUGUGGCUGCAUAUGCCCUUAGAGCACAAUAUCUUUAGGCUGUAUGAGGCUGAGCUGAACCGUCGGGCCAGCCAGAUGAGUUUACACCAGUUACUGUUUGCUGCUGACUUGUGGCUUUGUAUUUGGGAGCAAAAGCAGGUCCCCCAUGAUCAGCAGGUCCCCCAGUUCCUACAGCAUGUCUAUGAUUCAGUAAGUCUGCAUCUGAAACAGAUAGGGGCCCCUGAGCUGGUGCAACUGCUGUAUAUUAUAGGAGAGAGUAGGCACUGCCCAAAACACCUGUUUCCAUCUAUAGAGUGGCUAUUAAUGCUUCAUUUACAUCAGCUGUACCCCGAUGAGGUUGGUGCUGUAUGCUUGGGGCUUUUUAAAUCCAAGAUUUCCAUAUCUGAGCAUGCAGCGACUUGUAUUGUUGAUAAAGCACACUCUUUUGUGGAGGAGAUGAGUAACUUCGCCUUGGUAAAUGUGAUGAAACAUAUUCGUUUCAACUACAUCUAUCACAAGAUGUGGCUGCAGGCCCUAGCACAGGAAGUUCCUCGCCGGGCCAACAUGGGUGUCAUGGGGCUGAUGCAUGUGGCACUGGCCUGCUCAUCACUGCAUCACAAAAAUGAUAAGAUCCUAAUGACAAUUGCUGAGAAAUUCCCCUCGAUGGAACCUCACUGUAGGCUUAAAGAUGCAAGCAAACUGCUGUGGGCGUUUGGCACAUUAAGGUUUCUUCCACAUCAGAGUCCAAGCUUCUAUCCAAGUCUUAAAAGAGCCCUGAGAAGUAAAAAAGAUGAAUUCCAGCAAUACCCUGAGCAUCUGCUCACUGCUCUUCUAGGCCUGGCCUAUGUCUCUCAGUUGCCAAAGGACCUAAGUGAAUUAACUUUGAGUCCUGAAUUUGUCAACAUAGCAUGGAAUUUCCCACAGCAUGAUCUGAAAAAAGAUUUGUUCACUCUAGAUGAAACCGUGGCUCGAGAGCUGCCCGAGUGGCGUGUCCCGCGGCUAAGCCGUGAACUGAGAGAAGAGGUGACAGAUACGCUGUGGAGGCUUGCUCAAUCAGACGUGUGCCUGAAACCAGAUGUUCUGGAGGCAGAAUCUCAUCUGCAGGAUCUGCUCGGGGGAGAGCAGUUUGUGUGCAAGAGAAUGAUUCUCCCCCACACUCGCUCUAUCGACCUGGAAGUGCAUCUUGAUUCCAAUAAACAGCCGAUACCGCUGUCUCCAGAGAACCUUUCAUCCAAAUGUCCUUCUGAUCAGGGUUGGGGGGGGAUGAAUGUAGGAGUAAAUCUAACUGAGGACCUUUUAGCACAGCUAAUACAUACCAAAAACACCAGAGAGUCUUUAACUCCGUCUCCUACAGUUAAGCCUAUGUCUCUUCACGGAGUGGAGCCGGAUAAAGGUGUGAGACGGUUUGACACAGAAUUAGACCUGGACAGUGACUUUAUAGAAACUCCUACCAAACCCAGGAGCCAAGGCUCAGGUCCCCGGAACUCUGAAGGCACUGUCAAACUUGCCAUCCAAGUUCCCAGCAGGAACCACUAUUGCUUACCUUCACAGGAGUUGAUGGGCUUACAUGUCUUGAAGAGGAGGCAGUUGAAGUUGGCAGGCUACAGGCUUGUAAUUCUUGAACCUUGGGAGUGGUUUCCCCUGCUGAAGAAGAGCAAGGACGCGAAGCUGGCUUACCUGCACUCCAAAGUCAAAAGCAGUCAGCAAUGAUUCUCUGACCUUCAAGGGCCGAAAAAAAACUGUGACUGAACUAUUUUUGCACGUUGGCGCCUGGUCAAUCUUUAGUUUGUUUAUCCCCACCAACACUGACUUUUUGUUUGUGUUUAGUACAAAAUAAAUAAGGAUGCUUUUCAAAAUGUGACAUUUCAUGACAUGUUUGUGAAAAUAAUUAAAAAGCACUCAGCUCCUAACUCCAGGUUGUGGUAUAUUAUGACAUACAUACUUUACCUGAAUUUAUGUACAUUUUAGUGUCCCUUCAAGAAUUUGCUAAUGCCUUCCAGGAUUUGUAGAAGAGUUUAAGAGAAACAAUGUCUUGCAUCAUAUUUAAUCACAUUCACUCAUGCAUGAUGGUCCUCUCUGAGGUCAGUGCAUCUGUUUCAGGUGUUUUUAGAUGGCUGGCUGCUUUGCACGUCAAAGGUCAAACUUGAUCUUUUUAGCUGAUGUGAAUAUUAAAAGACCUCCGUGCUUUUUUGGUACCAUGGCUGUUCACCAACAGUAAUUUCAAAGAUCGGAUUAAAAUCCACUGUGGAAAAUUAAUGCCAGUAGGGAGCCAAAAUAAUAACAGCAAAGUGAAUGGCCACAAUUUCAGUGAUGCAUCUGUACCUAAUGGAGAAUGUUUUUUCAGACAGGCUCAUCUGCUUUCUUUAUUAUUUUAUUUAUAUAUAUAUAUCUUGUUUCUGAAACAAAAUCUUAAGGUAUUCUUUGUAUUUGCUCAGCAGAAUUGGCACCUGUACUGUGAUUGUAGCUAUUUAACAUCUUAAACUCUGACAGAAUAUUAGAAUAAAAACCAAAUUUUCUUCAAUGUUUUCCCUACCCUGUAGGCCUACACAUUUGUUAGGUUAUUAUUGCUUUUACUUGGAGAGAGGUGAAGAGAAUGCCUUAUAGCUACAGGUUGAGAACCAGUUGAUUUUCUUCCCCGUUGUUUUAUCUGAUUGCAGAUCUGAUUUUUUAAACAGCCUUGAUACUCUGAUUCUGUCUGAUGUAUAAUUAAUGGAAAUCUUAUCGUUUUAAAUAUGCAGUAUUUAAAAAAUAUCAGUAAAGUCACCAAAACCUUGGACCGAAUUAACUUGUACUACUGAAGCUGUUUGAACAGCACUUUUAUCUUAGACUAUUCAAAGCCCAGAGGGAUGUAAUUGAUGUUGUAUAUGACGUGCCUUUAUUCAACUAUCACCUUUUUUUUACCAAGUUAAAUAAAUAUGUUUUCAAAUG